Molecule: messenger RNA, 492 nt
Organism: Onychomys torridus (southern grasshopper mouse)
Lineage: Eukaryota; Metazoa; Chordata; Mammalia; Rodentia; Cricetidae
Product: paired immunoglobulin-like type 2 receptor beta-2
Molecular function (GO): MHC class I protein binding
Source: RefSeq, a predicted model, not a curated record
CUGCUGGUCUCACUUCCUGGAGGGAAUCAGGCCAUGGCCUGGAUCCUGCUUCUGCUGCUGUCAGCUGCAUGCCUGCAAGCUGGUAACUCAGCAAGAUCCAACAAAGUAAAUGCCUUUGGAUUCAACCAACCAGCACGCCUCUCUGGUGUCCAGGGCGGCUCCAUCGAGAUCCCCUUCUCCUUCUACUUCCCCUGGGAGUUGGCAGAGGAUCCACAGAUGAGGAUUCUCUGGAGAUGGAAGCACUUCCAUGAGGAAUUUAUCUACAACUCCACCCUACCUUUCACACAUGAGCAUUUCAAGAACCGGCUCAUCCUGAACUGGACACAGCCUCAGACAUCUGGAGUCCUCAGAAUCCUGGACUUGAAGAAGGAGGACCAGACAGUGUACUUCUGCCGAGUUCGUCUGAACACAAAAAAAGGCAUGAAGCAGUUUCAGUCGAUUCCUGGCACCCAACUCACCAUCACUCCUGGUCAGCACAUCCCAGAGCUCUGA